Messenger RNA from Callorhinchus milii (elephant shark), 2033 nucleotides. Its product is annotated as phosphoinositide 3-kinase regulatory subunit 6. Gene Ontology annotation, molecular function: 1-phosphatidylinositol-3-kinase regulator activity. Gene Ontology annotation, biological process: positive regulation of MAP kinase activity; G protein-coupled receptor signaling pathway. Bases 156 to 1943 code for a protein of 595 amino acids. The transcript is spliced from 16 exons. The record is from RefSeq and is a predicted model, not a curated record. Lineage: Eukaryota; Metazoa; Chordata; Chondrichthyes; Chimaeriformes; Callorhinchidae. Gene Ontology annotation, cellular component: phosphatidylinositol 3-kinase complex, class IB.
GCCGUACUGCCAGCAUCAACGAUUGUGGCGGUGGAGGACUAGAGACAAAAUGUGGGCUUGGGCAGGAUGCAGAACCAGGAGCGACAGAGUUUAGCGAAAGGAGUCCUCUCUCUUCCAGUUGUUUGUGGACAAAGACGCUACCGGACAGCUGCAGAAUGGAGCCAAAAGCAACAGCUCUGAGAUCAGCAGGGGACGUGGAGGCUGACAUCCUGCACAGUGUCCAGGCCAUCAUCCGGGAAUUGGAUCAGGACAAGCCGACAUUCCAACGCAGUCAAGGAAUGUUCAGGUGGACGUUACAUAAGAAGAUUGAACGGGAUCCAUACAACAGUAUGAUAUUGGCUCGAAUUCUUAUUGAUGAGCUCGAACAGGCUAUGAGAGAGAACAAACCCUACCUCAUCCCUCUCCUCAACACUCUGCUCUACACCAUCAUUCAGGCCGUGUAUAUCCCUGACGACCUUUAUGAAAAAGCGUACAAAUUCUGCAAGGAGUUACUGAGUUGGGCAAGACCCUACUGCACCAUUGGGUAUGAAUAUGCAGUUAUGUUGCAUGCAGAGAGAAAGGCUCCAGGUGCCUUACACCAAAAACUUGUUGUUUCUGAGCACUGCCUGAAAAAUGAGUCAUUUUCUCACGGGGAGAAGGUUUUUGUAUUUGCUGAUCCUGACCUGGUCUCCAAGGAGGUGUGUGAUGCACUCCGCACUGAAGUUCACUCAGCGACGGCCAGUCAGCCCUCCGCUGUAUACAAGAUGCACGUGAUCCAGCACUGUCUGCAGGCAGCUCUGGGCGAGAGCUGUGAUCUCGAACUACUCCUGGAGGCUCUUCAGAGCAAACCCCACUGUGUGAUCGAACGCUAUUUCCAGGAAGUGGUAGGUGUCAUGUACCAUUCAUGUUCUUCAAAGAAGGAAGUGCCGGCCACCCGCAGCAAACACAGUAGUCGAUUGCAUCAGCUUUACACCAACAUCCUGGGGUCCACACACCAAGUGACUCCCUUGAAGGGAAGACUCCGGAACAUUCCAUUGCCGAACCCAGAUGUUCGUCUUGUGAUGUGGAGAGAGGAUGAUGCCCUUUGGCAGGAACUGGAAGAAUUUGUUACAGGUCGGUUAUGCAGUGAGGAGUCUUCUAUGAACAGUGACAUGGACAAUGCUGAGAUGAACGAGCACGUAAACUGGAGCAACAAUGAACAGACACGACUAUCUGUUCUGUCAACAGACAGUGGUAUAGUGCGAGAUUGCGGAGAUGCAUUUGCAGCACAGGAUACAGAGUCUCCACAGGACUCAAUGCUGGCACACAGUCCACAUCCGGAGACCUGUGAGGUGGAACGGCCCAAGUUGUCCAGAAGGCACGGGAUGAAGAUAAAACACACGGGUUCAGAUAAACAGACUCCGCUUUUGGAUUUUAUUGAUGGUGCUUCAAGUCUGCAGCGGAGAUCGGGGCGUAACGCAUUGCUCUUCAAUUUGAAAGUCCAGCGAGCUUUCACUGCACGGGUCGUGAUGAUUGGGAAUGAUUGUAUACUGGGCCGAUUAGCAAAGGCAUUUCACUCCCUAAGGAAACGGGAAGUUCAACGACUGUUUCUAACCUCAAAAUUGGACGUGGAGUUUUACUAUGUUCCUGUUCUCAACACAAAAUGGGCUUCAGCCUCUCUCAGCAAGGUCUGCCCAUCGCUCAAUGGUGAUCACUCUUGUGAGCUGUCUCGGUAUCUGGGAAUUAUAGAUCCAUGGUAUCACAGCAACAUCCAUAGCCUACAGACCAUGGUGCCUGAACUCGCCACAAUGUCUGCCUCUUGCCGCCAGCCGUCCCGCUCUGAUCCCUUUAUUGUUGAUGUUAUAACAUAUUAUGUGCGAAUGGGACAUCAGCCAGUCUGUUUCCAGAUCUACAGUGUGAAGCUUGUGUUUGCACAGGAAAUGACUGUAUUUGUGGAGGAUGUUUUCCUAAUUCAGCUUCAGUAGAUCUUCCAGACCUGAAGGGUCACCAAGAGAACACUAUGGCGAGAAAGCGGACGAGUACAGAAACCUGUGGGGUGCAACUUUCAGUUUGCU